Molecule: messenger RNA, 9776 nt
Organism: Manis javanica (Malayan pangolin)
Lineage: Eukaryota; Metazoa; Chordata; Mammalia; Pholidota; Manidae
Gene: ACACA
Product: acetyl-CoA carboxylase alpha
Biological process (GO): fatty acid biosynthetic process
Cellular component (GO): mitochondrion
Molecular function (GO): metal ion binding; ATP binding; acetyl-CoA carboxylase activity
Source: RefSeq, a predicted model, not a curated record
UCCGACCAGUAAUCACUUUUCCCGUGAGGCGCGUUGCCGGUGGCCUGAGGCUUCCGGUGCGUGUGCCGUUUGAUGCCCUCCAGAGCGCGCUGAGGUGGAGCCGGCCGGUACGGUCCUGCUUUUGUGUUUUUAACAUUCCCAUACCCCGCCCCUCUUGCCCAAAGGAAAUUGAGGCCGAGAAGACUGGGCCCCAGGACGGCGAGCAGUGAGUGGCCGCCGCUCGAAUCCGAGUCUGGAAGUGCUGCUCAUGGACUAACCAGAUGGACCGAACGGUUUCAGGGUAACAGGGCACCUUUUAUUCAGAUGUUUCUGGAACGUCGAAAUUACCUUGUUUGGAAAGAAUCAUCCCCUCUUUGGGCAUCAGAGGCCUAGACUGAGGCGCAAUGAUGAGAGGAUGUGGUGGUCCACUCUGAUGUCAAUCUUGAGGGCUAGUUCUUUUUGGAGGUGGAUAUCUGCUCAGACAGUAAGAAUUAUAAAAGCUCUGAGAGCUCAUUUUGAAGGAAUAAUGGCUGAACCAUCCCCCUUAGCUAAACCUCUGGAGCUGAACCAGCACUCUCGAUUCAUAAUUGGCUCUGUGUCUGAAGAUAAUUCAGAGGAUGAGAUCAGCAACCUGGUAAAGCUGGACUUACUGGAGGAGAAGGAGGGCUCUCUGUCGCCUGCUUCUGUCGGCUCAGAUACACUCUCUGAUUUGGGGAUCUCUACCCUACAGGAUGGCUUGGCCUUACACAUGAGGUCCAGCAUGUCUGGCUUGCACCUAGUAAAGCAAGGUCGAGACCGAAAGAAAAUAGACUCACAGCGAGAUUUUACUGUAGCUUCUCCAGCAGAAUUUGUUACUCGAUUUGGGGGGAAUAAAGUGAUUGAGAAGGUUCUUAUUGCCAACAAUGGUAUUGCAGCAGUGAAAUGCAUGAGGUCUAUCCGUCGGUGGUCUUAUGAGAUGUUUCGAAAUGAACGUGCAAUCCGAUUUGUUGUCAUGGUCACACCUGAAGACCUUAAAGCCAAUGCAGAAUACAUUAAAAUGGCAGAUCACUAUGUACCAGUGCCAGGAGGACCAAACAAUAACAACUAUGCAAAUGUGGAAUUAAUCCUUGAUAUUGCUAAAAGGAUCCCCGUACAAGCAGUGUGGGCCGGCUGGGGCCAUGCUUCUGAGAAUCCCAAGCUCCCAGAACUCCUGUUGAAAAAUGGUAUCGCCUUCAUGGGUCCUCCAAGCCAGGCUAUGUGGGCUUUGGGGGAUAAGAUUGCAUCUUCCAUAGUGGCUCAAACUGCAGGUAUCCCAACUCUUCCCUGGAGUGGCAAUGGUCUUCGUGUGGACUGGCAUGAAAAUGAUUUUUCGAAACGCAUCUUAAAUGUUCCCCAGGAACUAUAUGAAAAAGGUUAUGUGAAAGAUGUGGAUGAUGGGUUAAAGGCUGCAGAAGAAGUUGGAUAUCCAGUGAUGAUCAAAGCCUCAGAAGGAGGAGGAGGAAAAGGAAUCAGAAAAGUCAACAAUGCAGAUGAUUUCCCUAACCUCUUCAGACAGGUUCAAGCCGAAGUCCCUGGAUCUCCUAUAUUUGUGAUGAGACUAGCCAAACAAUCUCGUCAUUUAGAGGUGCAGAUCUUGGCAGAUCAGUAUGGGAAUGCUAUCUCCUUGUUUGGCCGUGACUGCUCUGUACAGCGCAGGCAUCAGAAGAUUAUUGAAGAGGCACCUGCUGCUAUCGCUACUCCGGCAGUAUUUGAACAUAUGGAACAGUGUGCGGUGAAACUUGCCAAAAUGGUUGGUUAUGUGAGUGCUGGGACUGUAGAAUAUCUCUACAGCCAGGAUGGAAGCUUCUAUUUUCUGGAACUAAACCCUCGACUACAAGUGGAGCACCCUUGUACAGAGAUGGUGGCUGAUGUCAACCUGCCUGCAGCACAGCUCCAGAUUGCCAUGGGGAUCCCUCUGUACAGAAUCAAGGAUAUCCGUAUAAUGUAUGGGGUAUCUCCCUGGGGUGAUGCUCCGAUUGAUUUUGAAAAUUCUGCUCAUGUUCCUUGCCCAAGAGGCCAUGUUAUUGCUGCUCGGAUCACUAGUGAAAAUCCAGAUGAGGGUUUUAAGCCCAGCUCAGGAACGGUUCAGGAACUGAACUUCCGCAGCAAUAAGAACGUUUGGGGCUACUUCAGUGUUGCUGCUGCAGGGGGACUUCAUGAAUUUGCUGAUUCUCAGUUUGGUCACUGCUUUUCCUGGGGAGAAAACAGAGAGGAGGCAAUUUCAAAUAUGGUGGUGGCUUUGAAGGAGCUAUCUAUUCGGGGAGACUUUCGAACUACAGUUGAAUACCUGAUCAAAUUGUUGGAGACUGAGAGCUUUCAGUUGAAUAGAAUUGAUACUGGCUGGCUGGACAGACUGAUAUCAGAAAAAGUACAGGCAGAGAGACCUGACACCAUGUUGGGAGUUGUGUGUGGGGCUCUUCAUGUGGCAGAUGUGAGCCUGCGGAAUAGCAUCUCUAACUUCCUCCACUCCUUAGAAAGGGGUCAAGUCCUUCCUGCUCAUACACUUCUGAAUACAGUGGAUGUUGAACUUAUCUAUGAGGGAGUCAAGUAUGUACUUAAGGUGACUCGACAGUCCCCCAACUCCUAUGUGGUGAUCAUGAACAGCUCAUGUGUAGAAGUAGAUGUGCAUCGGCUGAGUGACGGAGGACUGCUCUUGUCCUAUGAUGGCAGCAGUUACACCACAUACAUGAAGGAGGAAGUGGAUAGAUAUCGUAUCACAAUUGGCAAUAAAACCUGUGUGUUUGAGAAGGAAAAUGACCCUUCAGUGAUGCGCUCACCUUCUGCUGGGAAGUUAAUCCAGUACAUUGUGGAAGAUGGAGGCCAUGUGUUUGCUGGCCAGUGCUAUGCUGAGAUAGAGGUGAUGAAGAUGGUAAUGACCUUAACAGCUGCAGAGUCUGGCUGUAUCCAUUAUGUCAAGCGACCUGGAGCAGCUCUUGACCCUGGCUGUGUAAUAGCCAAAAUGCAGUUGGACAACCCCAGCAAGGUCCAGCAGGCUGAGCUUCACACGGGUAGCCUGCCACAGAUCCAGAGCACAGCACUCAGAGGCGAGAAGCUCCAUCGAGUGUUCCAUUAUGUCCUGGAUAAUCUGGUCAACGUAAUGAGUGGAUACUGCCUUCCAGACCCUUUCUUUAGCAGCAGGGUAAAAGACUGGGUAGAGCGGCUGAUGAAGACCCUCCGUGAUCCCUCCUUGCCUCUCCUAGAAUUGCAAGAUAUCAUGACCAGUGUCUCUGGCCGUAUCCCCCUCAAUGUGGAGAAAUCUAUUAAGAAGGAAAUGGCUCAGUAUGCUAGCAACAUCACAUCAGUCCUCUGUCAGUUUCCCAGCCAGCAGAUUGCCAACAUCCUGGAUAGCCAUGCAGCUACACUGAACCGGAAAUGUGAACGGGAAGUCUUCUUCAUGAACACUCAGAGCAUUGUUCAGCUGGUACAGAGAUACCGAAGUGGCAUCCGAGGCCACAUGAAGGCUGUGGUGAUGGAUCUGCUGCGACAGUACCUGCGGGUAGAGACACAGUUCCAGAAUGGGCACUAUGACAAAUGUGUGUUUGCCCUUCGGGAGGAAAACAAGAGCGACAUGAACACUGUACUGAACUAUAUCUUCUCUCAUGCUCAAGUCACCAAGAAGAAUCUUCUUGUCACAAUGCUUAUUGAUCAGUUGUGUGGCCGAGACCCUACUCUGACUGAUGAGCUGCUGAAUAUCCUCACAGAGCUAACUCAGCUCAGUAAGACCACUAAUGCUAAAGUGGCACUUCGAGCACGCCAGGUUCUUAUUGCCUCCCAUUUGCCAUCAUAUGAACUUCGCCAUAACCAAGUCGAGUCUAUCUUCCUAUCAGCUAUUGACAUGUACGGACAUCAGUUUUGCAUUGAGAAUCUGCAGAAACUCAUCUUGUCUGAAACAUCUAUUUUUGAUGUCCUGCCAAACUUCUUCUAUCACAGCAACCAAGUAGUGAGGAUGGCAGCUUUGGAGGUGUAUGUUCGAAGGGCUUAUAUUGCCUAUGAACUUAACAGUGUACAACAUCGCCAACUGAAGGACAACACCUGCGUGGUGGAAUUCCAGUUCAUGCUGCCCACAUCUCAUCCAAACAGAGGGAACAUCCCCACGCUAAACAGAAUGUCCUUCUCCUCCAACCUCAACCACUAUGGCAUGACCCAUGUAGCUAGUGUCAGUGAUGUGCUGUUGGACAACUCAUUCACUCCACCAUGUCAGCGGAUGGGCGGAAUGGUCUCUUUCCGGACUUUUGAAGAUUUUGUCAGGAUCUUUGAUGAAGUGAUGGGCUGCUUCUGUGAUUCGCCACCCCAAAGCCCCAGUUUCCCUGAGGCAGGUCACACAUCUCUAUAUGAUGAAGACAAGGUCCCCAGGGAUGAACCAAUUCACAUUCUGAAUGUGGCUAUCAAGACUGACUGUGAUAUUGAGGAUGACAGGCUGGCAGCUAUGUUCAGAGAGUUCACCCAGCAAAAUAAAGCUACUCUGGUUGAGCAUGGAAUACGACGCCUUACUUUCCUGGUUGCACAAAAGGAUUUCAGAAAACAAGUCAACUGCGAGGUUGAUCAGAGAUUUCAUAGAGAAUUCCCUAAAUUUUUCACAUUCCGAGCAAGGGAUAAGUUUGAGGAGGAUCGUAUCUAUCGUCACCUGGAGCCUGCCCUAGCUUUUCAGUUAGAGCUGAACCGGAUGAGAAAUUUUGACCUUACUGCCAUUCCGUGUGCUAAUCAUAAGAUGCACCUGUACCUUGGGGCAGCCAAGGUGGAAGUGGGCACAGAAGUGACGGACUAUAGGUUCUUUGUUCGUGCAAUCAUCAGACAUUCUGAUCUGGUCACCAAGGAAGCUUCUUUUGAGUACUUACAAAAUGAGGGGGAACGGCUGCUCCUGGAAGCCAUGGAUGAGUUGGAAGUCGCUUUUAACAACACAAAUGUCCGCACUGACUGCAACCACAUCUUCCUCAACUUUGUGCCCACAGUCAUCAUGGACCCAUCAAAGAUUGAGGAAUCUGUGCGGAGCAUGGUAAUGCGUUAUGGAAGUCGGCUGUGGAAAUUACGUGUCCUCCAGGCAGAACUGAAAAUCAACAUUCGCUUGACACCAACUGGAAAAGCAAUUCCCAUUCGCCUCUUCCUGACAAACGAGUCCGGCUAUUACUUGGACAUCAGCUUGUAUAAGGAAGUGACUGACUCCAGGACAGCACAGAUCAUGUUUCAGGCAUAUGGAGACAAGCAGGGACCGCUGCAUGGAAUGUUAAUCAACACCCCAUAUGUGACCAAAGACCUGCUUCAAUCAAAGAGAUUCCAGGCACAAUCCUUAGGGACAACAUACAUAUAUGAUAUCCCAGAGAUGUUUCGGCAGUCCCUGAUCAAACUCUGGGAGUCUAUGUCCACUCAAGCAUUCCUUCCAUCACCCCCUCUGCCUUCUGACAUGCUGACAUAUACUGAGCUCGUGUUGGAUGAUCAAGGUCAGCUGGUCCACAUGAACAGGCUUCCAGGAGGAAAUGAGAUUGGCAUGGUAGCUUGGAAAAUGACCCUUAAAAGUCCUGAAUAUCCAGAAGGUCGAGAUAUCAUUGUUAUUGGCAAUGAUAUUACAUACCGAAUUGGGUCCUUUGGGCCCCAGGAGGAUUUGCUGUUUCUCAGAGCUUCUGAGGUUGCCAGGGCAGAGGGUAUCCCUCGCAUCUUUGUAGCAGCCAACAGUGGAGCAAGAAUUGGACUGGCAGAGGAAAUUCGUCAUAUGUUUCACGUGGCCUGGGUAGAUCCUGAGGAUCCUUACAAGGGAUACAAAUAUUUAUAUCUGACCCCUCAGGAUUAUAAGAGAGUCAGUGCUCUCAACUCUGUCUAUUGUGAACAUGUGGAAGAUGAAGGAGAAUCCAGGUACAAGAUAACUGAUAUUAUUGGGAAGGAAGAGGGAAUUGGAGCAGAGAACCUUCGAGGUUCUGGGAUGAUUGCUGGAGAGUCCUCACUGGCCUAUGAUGAGAUCAUCACCAUCAGCCUGGUUACAUGCCGGGCCAUUGGGAUUGGAGCUUACCUUGUUCGGCUAGGACAAAGAACCAUCCAGGUUGAAAAUUCACACUUAAUUCUGACAGGAGCUGGGGCCCUCAACAAAGUCCUCGGGCGGGAAGUAUACACCUCUAAUAACCAGCUCGGGGGCAUCCAGAUCAUGCACAACAAUGGAGUGACCCACAGCACUGUCUGUGAUGACUUCGAAGGGGUUUUCUCUGUCCUGCACUGGCUGUCUUACAUGCCUAAGAGUGUGCACAGUUCGGUCCCUCUCCUGAACUCCAAGGAUCCUAUAGACAGAGUCAUCGAGUUUGUGCCCACGAAGGCCCCAUAUGAUCCACGGUGGAUGCUUGCAGGCCGUCCUCACCCAACCCAGAAAGGUCAAUGGUUGAGUGGAUUUUUUGACUAUGGAUCUUUCUCAGAAAUCAUGCAACCCUGGGCACAGACCGUGGUUGUUGGCAGAGCCAGGCUAGGAGGAAUACCUGUGGGAGUAGUUGCUGUAGAAACGCGAACAGUGGAACUAAGUAUCCCAGCUGAUCCUGCAAACCUGGAUUCUGAAGCCAAGAUAAUCCAGCAGGCUGGCCAGGUUUGGUUCCCGGACUCUGCAUUUAAGACCUAUCAGGCUAUCAAGGACUUCAACCGUGAAGGGCUGCCUCUCAUGGUCUUUGCCAACUGGAGAGGCUUCUCUGGUGGGAUGAAAGAUAUGUACGACCAAGUGUUGAAGUUUGGUGCCUACAUUGUGGACAGCUUACGGGAGUGCUCACAGCCUGUGAUGGUUUACAUUCCUCCCCAGGCCGAGCUUCGGGGUGGCUCCUGGGUAGUGAUUGACCCCACCAUCAACCCCCGGCACAUGGAGAUGUACGCCGACCGAGAAAGCAGGGGAUCAGUUCUGGAGCCAGAAGGGACAGUAGAAAUCAAAUUCCGCAGAAAGGAUCUGGUGAAAACCAUGCGUCGGGUGGACCCAGUUUACAUGCACUUGGCUGAGCGACUGGGUACCCCAGAGCUAAGUGCAGCUGAGCGGAAGGAGCUGGAGAACAAGUUGAAGGAGCGGGAGGAAUUCUUAAUUCCUAUUUAUCGUCAGGUAGCUGUGCAGUUUGCUGACUUGCACGACACCCCAGGCCGGAUGCAGGAGAAGGGUGUUAUUAAUGACAUCCUGGAUUGGAAAACAUCCCGUACUUUCUUCUACUGGCGACUGCGGCGUCUUCUGCUGGAAGACCUGGUCAAGAAGAAAAUCCACAAUGCUAACCCCGAACUCACAGAUGGCCAGAUCCAGGCCAUGUUAAGGCGCUGGUUUGUAGAAGUGGAAGGAACAGUGAAGGCGUAUGUUUGGGAUAACAACAAGGACCUGGUGGAGUGGCUCGAGAAGCAGCUGACAGAGGAAGAUGGUGUUCGUUCCGUCAUAGAGGAAAACAUUAAAUACAUCAGCAGAGACUACGUCCUCAAGCAGAUCCGCAGCUUGGUACAGGCCAAUCCAGAGGUUGCCAUGGAUUCCAUCGUCCAUAUGACCCAGCACAUCUCACCCACUCAGCGAGCAGAAGUCGUCCGGAUCCUCUCUACAAUGGACUCUCCUUCAACGUAGGAACUGCUUCCUGUCCAUCCUUGCCCUGCCUCUGGAGAAAAGGGCUAGAGCUGCUUUUACAACUGAAGUGACUAUCGGGAAAAGGCCCAGGAGACCCAGCACUGGAAUCAAAGCGGCAUUUUGCUUCCCCUCGAAUUUCAGAUUAUGCAUGACUCACUGGGAUAAAGGGUCACAAAGCUCUCAAGCCAGCCCACUGGUCACACCUGUCCCAUUCCAUAUUUAUUACCCUGGUGUGUGACUCUAGCCCUCUCUCCCUACCCAGUAGCUGAGAAGGCAAUGAAGGGUAUAAGCAUAUACCAUGACGUCUUACUACACAGAAGCAGGGUUACUCCCCCUGCCCUGCCCAGUCCUUGUUCCCAGCCAGGGAAGUGUGAGUUGUUGCCAGGUAGUCAGCAGCCCUCCCUCACCCCUGGCCCUAUGAGCCUGCAUCCACAGGCAACAGAGGAGGGCUGGAGAGAGGAGGAAGCCUCAGUCCAUUGUUCCUCUAUUCCGAUAUUCAGCCCAGUACACACGAGGCACUAGAGAGGAAUCAUUCCCAGUUUAAUCAUACCAAGGUACCUGUUUAUGAAAAAUGAACAUAUGAAAUCUGCAAGCUCACAGGGACAUAAAAAUAAGAGCAAAACCAUGAUCCAGGAAGCAGAGAAAGAAAAUAGACCAAGUCACUGUUGUUGAAUUAGGGGCCUCAACUUUGGGCUCAGUUCUCUUAGAUCAGAUGGAAAGAUGGUUCACAGUCCCUGCAUGGCACUGCUUGACUGGCCAGCACGUGGGAGGCCCCAGCCUUCUCCCAGGGGUCCCACAGGCAGUGCUGCAGUCUGAGGUGGCAGAGGACGAGCCGGGGAACUGCCCUUCUGUCACUGAUGGAGAGCAGUUCCUCAUGCCCUAUGGAGCAUGGGCCAGAGCGGCUCCGUGUUCAGGACUCAGAGGUGGUUACUGUUAAACCUGGGGCUUUGAUAGUCACAGGAGGUUCACAGUGCCUACAGUCACUCACCUGUUCCAUGGCAAUGCUCCCAGCAGCUGAUGCUCCUAUCCCUCUGGGUCUUGCCUCUUCCUGGAAUGUACACAGGCCACAGAUACAACAGGUCUCCCCACAGUUGCUGUAGGAAACCCUGGUGACAUCUAUGCUCUUAGCUCCAGGAACCGGUCGGGAGGCUCCCAAGGAGCACAGACUCCACAUGACCGUGAUGUUAUCUCUGACUCCAUUAUGGUGCUGCUGCCCUCCAGGCUCACCGGUCCCGCCCUGGCCAGCAGUGGUAGGAGCACCUCAUGCGUGGUGGAGAGUGUCUUUUCAACAACCAGUUUAUUCAAGGAAAGAGCUUACUGGUUCACUUUUGGGAUUCUUAAAGCCACAGUAGCAGGUGAUCAGGGCUGGUGUAGCAUCCAGUUCCUGGAGUGCGGCUAAUUGCAUUUGUCACUGAUCACCAAGGAGGAAAUCAUAUCACUAAGACAUGUUAGAAGACGUUUGUACAAGCUACAGUUCUGAGCCUUAACCCUCUGUGUCACACACAAGACAGACCUCUACUUACCUCCUUUGGAGGCUGUUUGUGCAGCCGGGUAUACCUACCUGCAGAAGCUCAGUGCCGCCGCCAGGCAGCCAUCAAAGAAGGGCAGAAGGUGGGGGACGACUUUCAGUCCAGGAAGAAGCAUCCACUGUUGCUGGUAUCCACAUACCCAGGAAUUAAGAAUUGGAUUCAUCUUUGGCCAGAUUAUUCUGUGCUUUUCUGCAGUAAGUAAAAUCCCACAUACCUACAGGUGGUGUGAAUUCCUGCACUCCCCAUUUGGCCUGUCCCAGCAUUUCUUCAUAGGCAGGGUGUCGGGUACUUUUAUUGUACCUCUCCCCUGCCACCAAAUUAUGACACAUUAAGUGAAAACAUUUCCUCUCUAGAACUCUAUUAUCCCUAUUCUGCCAUGCCCAGAGUGCCUCACUCGAGGUCUUACCCUGGCUAAGGAUUUCUCAUAUGGAGAAGUCAGAAAGUCAAAGAAUGAGAGCAAUCCACUAUUCCCACAGCCCAUUACACACACAAGGUUACUGAGGCAGGAGGAGUAUAGAUGAUGUAUUGACCAAGACUUGCUGGAACUGAGAUCAUCAUAUUGUCCAUUAACAUCAUUCACAAAGCAGCCUUCACUUGUCUCAUUGAGAAUUUGAUGGACAUAUACCCUGAUGAAUAAGGAGCUUCAGUCAAAUGUAUUCUUUACACAUUUUGUUGAAAUAAACCUCCACAUUUGUAGAAGA